CGUCGCUCAAUCAUGAAGACGCGCAUCAAUGCAGGAGCGACUAUAAAAGGAGCAGGACUCUGUUUUAGUGCUGAUACCUGCUUCUCUCUCUCCCUCUCUCUAACACACACACUCACUCACACACACACACACACACACACACACACACACACUCACUCACUCACACACACAGCAGAAACAGGACUAUACCACAACACGUUUAAAGAAAAAUCCAAACAAUGGUCUCCAUCAGAAGUUUGGAUAAAACGCUGGUGUUUGUGUGUGUGUGUUUUCUGUACUACAGCAUGAGGACAGACUGCAGACCACUGAGCCGGAGGUCCGUCAGUGAGGUCCAGCUGAUGCACAGCGUCGGCCUGCACAAACACAUCCAGCAGAGGCAGGACUGGCUGCAGGAGCACAUGCAGGACAUACACACCGCCCCGUUGCAUGAUGGGAGAAUCGGCGACGAGCGCAUCACACGGUGGCACUCGCUCUCCCAGGCUGUUAGGACCAACACAGCAAAUUUAGACGUGAUGGAGACGCAGUGAUGCGUGGAUGCUUCACUCAUUCACCCUGAAAAUAUCAAUAUUUAUUUUUUUUUCUAUUUAUAUAUUUAUGUAUUUAUAUCAAUUGAUGGAAUUUUCAGUAUUUCUGCUUGUUAUAAAUGUUAUAUACAAGUGUAUUUUAUGGGAUUUAUAUAUUUUAGAGAAAAAAACUAAGAGGAAGCACUUUUUUAUUUAAUUUUAUUAAGAUGAAUUCAUGUUUACUGAAACCAACAAUAUUGCAGAGUAGGACCAAAUUAUAAUUUUUUAAAGAAAUAUUAUGGGAUAGAAAACAAGAAAUUCUAUAUUUUGUAUAUUUCUAUAUAUGACUGUUUACUUAAUAAAUAACACUUACAGAGCUGAGACAUGUUUCUCGCUUCGGCUCAUUGUCUUGUCGUACAGUAAAGUUGGUUCCAAUGAGCUGCAGUCCAGAUGGAAUUACAUAAUAUUGAAGUAUAGAACGGUUGCAAUGUUGGUUCCUUUCUUUUCCCUGCUCCAAAAUAACUCCAAAUUAUUAAGCUUCCACCUCCAUGUUUGACUGUGGGAGUGAGGGAGUCUGAUCACAUCUUCUCUCCUGUUCUCCAGCUUACACAAGUUCUUCUGUUAGAGACAUAAAUGUCACAUUUGGACUCAUCUGUCCAUACAACUUUCUUCUAGUCAUUUCCUGUUCAUGUGUCUGAAAAAAACAAAAGAUGAGGUGUUUCCA
Silurus meridionalis is the source of this 1227-nucleotide messenger RNA. RefSeq names its product parathyroid hormone 1a (gene pth1a). Lineage: Eukaryota; Metazoa; Chordata; Actinopteri; Siluriformes; Siluridae. Gene Ontology annotation, biological process: intracellular calcium ion homeostasis. Gene Ontology annotation, molecular function: hormone activity. The record is from RefSeq and is a predicted model, not a curated record. The transcript has 3 exons. Gene Ontology annotation, cellular component: extracellular region. The coding region runs from base 219 to 527 and encodes 102 amino acids.